AUGCCCAGGCCGCAAGAAUUCGUCCACGGAAUCUUCGACAAUUCCUACGACCCGACCGAUGCCGGUGAGUCGGAUCGAAAGCUUAUCGAUCUGGAGGACACAAAAGUAAUCGUCGACCUCUGCCGUCUCUCUGCCAAUGCCAGCUACGGCAAUUUCUUUGCCACCGUCGGACCUGCGGAUGCCAUGAUCUCAGUCAUCGCCCCGGAAAAUCCGAUCGCUGUGGAGGAGACCCGGGAAUUUAGAUUGGACACAGUCAAGUCCCUCCCUGGCUCGGAUGUUGGCGGCCAUAUCGUUGAAAGAGUAGCUAUCAUGAAGGAUAUUGAGGUUCCUUGGAACAUCCGCAUCCCCAGGUACGGGGAUCCAGAGAUUGAACCCGAAGUGCUCAGCAGCGAGGAGAGGAAGAAAAGGGAAGAAGAAUGGCAAAGAAAGGCUGAGAAGGGUUAUGACUUCGCCAACCAACUCGGCGUAAAGGUUACGGUGGUGUGUCCUCGGACAGGCGAAGGUGUGGAUGAAGUAUUCAGAGAGGUAGCUCGUGAAGUGUUGGAGAAGAGGAAAGCAAAAGACCAAAAGAUUAUCGAAGAAGCAAAACGAGAAGAGGAAAAGCGGCGAAAAGCGGCGCGGUCACCCAUGUCACGACUAAAAAGACUAUUCUCGAAGGUAGCCUAG
Molecule: messenger RNA, 666 nt
Organism: Scedosporium apiospermum
Lineage: Eukaryota; Fungi; Ascomycota; Sordariomycetes; Microascales; Microascaceae
Exons: 2
Coding region: 1-666 (221 amino acids)
Source: RefSeq, a predicted model, not a curated record